CGGGGGUGACUUUAUGGUGUAGCACCGGAGACAAAUGUCAGGAGCGUGGAAGGGCAUUGCAAGAAGCAAUCAUGUACAGAUUUUUAUUCCGGACCGUUUACACGGCUCGAAAGUCUUCUGUCCGUAUCUAUGAGGCGUGUGUGUUGCCAGUUAAAUGUGACAAAGCUGCAGUUUUUAGGUUUGCAAAUGGAGGGGGAGUCAAAGCCCUCAGCACAUGUUCUAUCAGGCUCUGUGAAAAGAAAGACAAUGUUGCCUCAUCUAUUGAAGAGGAGAAAACCCUUGCAGAAAAACCAGUCGACCCGACAGAAACACCAACUUCGGUGACACAGAAAGCUGAAGAUGACAGCAAAGUCAUCAAAAUGGAGGAACAAAGGGAGGAGGAGCCGGUGGUGUUGAAGACGGAGGAUGAAGGCACGACGCAGCAGCAGGUGGAUGUUAAAACUGAACAGGUUGAGGCAACACCAGCAGAAGUGAAAACUGUGGCAGCUAAGAAUGGGAAAGACAGUCUCCUUGAUAUUCUUGGAGGCAUGAGGGUGUCUGUAACCAGUAAGAGGAAGCUCAAAAACUUGGAAGCGUGGCAAAGCAAGGAUUCUACAACCAAGCCAGCAGCUAUGGAGAGCACCAUCAGUAUGUUUCAGAAGGCCACUGAGGAGGCUUCAGCCCAGAGUGAGACUCUGGAUCCUCAGCUGGUUGCCGCUGCGUCUGCUGCCGCCUCCACCCUCCCCGACAGCAGCCAGGCCGCGUCGGAGCUGCUCCGCCAGCUGAGGCAGCAACAGACCGUCACUGAGGCUCAGAAGAAAGGGGACAUGAGUAUCCUCGGAGACAUCAUCACUGACAUGAAAGUAGAAAAGAUCCCCAACAGGAGGCAGAGCAACCGGCCGGCCAAUCAGAUCCAGUUUGAUGACGACGGUCCAGGAUACACUCACGUAAAAGGAAUCGACACAGAGCUAUACAGUUCUCGGAACAAGAAGGUCUAUAUCUCAAGGCAAAGGCUCAACAUCUUCCCUUGCACUACUGAUGAAGAUGGAGUUGAAUCAGCAGUUGUCCGGCCAACUCUAUGGGACAUUGUUUUGGCUAAUGAUCUGUCUCUGUGCACCGAACAAACACACCGCAACGGGCUGGAGGAGAUGAUCCAGUGGACCAAAGAGGGGAGAAUGUGGCAGUACCCAAUCAACAACGAAGCUGGACUUGAGGAGGAAGCCAGCGUCCCGUUCCAUGAGCACAUCUUUUUAGAGGAACACUUGCAGGAGGGUUUCCCCCGACAGGGACCGGUGCGUCACUUCAUGGAGCUGGUGGUGGCCGGCCUGUCCAAAAACCCUUACCUCACAGUCCAACAGAAGAGGGACCACAUUUCCUGGUUCAGAGACUACUUCCACCAGAAAGAGGACGUCCUGAAAGAGGCUGAAGUUUACCUCAACUGAGACAAUUGCGUCUGUUUUCAACAUUUGUUGAAUGGGGACACAUAAAAGUAAGACCUGUUCACUCAGCGGGGCUUUGCAACUACGAUCAUCUUUAGCAUUUCAGUUGGAUUUCAUCACUUGCAGGAGGCCUGUUGAAGCGGCAUCAAGUCUGUGUCCUGGUGGCAAACAUUGUACAUUAUCUACUGUUUCUAAAAUGUUGAUCAGACUUCUAUAGAACCGCUGUUAAAAAGACUGCGUUUAUAGAUUGAUUGUACAAAGUAUACAAAAAGUGUAAAAGAGCAAAAAACGGCUUAUUCCAGUUAGUGACACACAUUUACUGCAUCACUGGUGAUUCAUUCAACCUUUACUUUCAUAAUCCAAUGCUGAUGCAGGCGAUUUACUGGCUAUGAUGUUUCAAUAGUGGUGACACAAUAAAAUAAAAAUGAUUUGGAUUUUUUGUA
Molecule: messenger RNA, 1861 nt
Organism: Notothenia coriiceps (black rockcod)
Lineage: Eukaryota; Metazoa; Chordata; Actinopteri; Perciformes; Nototheniidae
Gene: mrps31
Product: mitochondrial ribosomal protein S31
Exons: 7
Coding region: 72-1421 (449 amino acids)
Cellular component (GO): mitochondrial small ribosomal subunit
Molecular function (GO): structural constituent of ribosome
Source: RefSeq, a predicted model, not a curated record